GAGGAGGGGGGUCGGGGAGGCCCGUCUGUAUAAAGGCGGCUGGAACAGCGCUGCCCGCCAGACCCCGCCGCCUGGAUCCCCUGCUUUGCCAGCCGCCCCACGUGACCGCGCCGACCACCAGCUCCACCUUUUAGCCCGCUCGCCAUGGCCCUCUUCGGGGCCCUGUUUCUAGCGCUGCUGGCAGGCGCUCAGGCCGAGCUCCCCGGCUGCAAGAUCCGCAUCACCUCCAAGGCGCUUGAGCUAGUGAAGCAGGAGGGUUUGCGCUUUCUGGAGCAAGAGCUGGAGACCAUCACCAUUCCGGACCUGCGGGGCCGAGAGGGCCACUUCUACUACAAUAUCUCUGAGGUGAAGGUCAUGGAGCUGCAGCUGACAUCCUCUGAGCUCCAUUUCCAGCCAGAGCAGGAGCUGAUGCUACAGAUCAACAAUGGCUCCUUGGGGCUGCGCUUCCGGAGACAGCUCCUCUACUGGUUCUUCUACGAUGGGGGAUAUAUCAACGCCUCCGCCGAGGGUGUGUCCAUCCACACCGCUCUGCAGCUCUCCCGGGAUCCCACUGGCCGGAUCAAAGUGUCCAACGUCUCCUGCCAGGCCUCUGUCUCCAGAAUGCAUGCAGCCUUUGGCGGAACCUUCAAGAAGGUGUAUGAAUUUCUCUCCAUGUUCAUCACCUCGGGGAUGCACUUCCUCCUCAACCAGCAGAUCUGCCCCGUGCUCUACCAUGCAGGGACCGUGCUUCUCAACUCCCUGCUGGACACUGUGCCUGUGCGCAGCGCUGUGGACGAGCUCGUUGGCAUUGACUACUCCCUCCUGAAGGAUCCCGUGGCCUCCGCCAGCAGUCUGGACAUGGAAUUCCGGGGGGCCUUCUUUCCCCUGGCCGACGGCAACUGGAGCCUGCGCAAUCAGGCGGUGGAGCCCCAGCUGCCCGAGGAGGAGCGGAUGGUAUACGUGGCCUUCUCUGAGUUCUUCUUCGACUCUGCCAUGGAGAGCUACUUCCGGGCAGGGGCCCUGAAGCUGUCGCUGGUGGGGGCCAAGGUGCCCCAUGAUCUGGACAUGCUGCUGAGGACCACCUACUUUGGGAACAUCGUCCUGCUGAGCCCGGCAGAGAUCGACUCUCCGCUGAAGCUGGAGCUGCGGGUCACGGCGCCACCACGCUGCACCAUCAAGCCCUCGGGCACCACCAUCUCUGUCACUGCCAGUGUCACCAUCGCCCUGGUCCCACCCAACCAGCCUGAGGUCAAGCUGUCCAGCAUGACCAUGGAUGUCCGUCUCAGCGCCAAGAUGGCACUCCGGGGGAAGGUGCUGCGCACACAGCUGGACCUGCGCAGGUUCCGAAUCUACUCAAACCAGUCUGCAUUAGAGUCGCUGGCACUGAUCCCACUGCAGGCCCCUCUGAAGACCAUGCUGCAGAUCGGGGUGAUGCCCAUGCUCAAUGAGCGGACCUGGCGUGGGGUGCAGAUCCCACUCCCUGAGGGUAUUGACUUUGUGCGCGAGGUGGUGACAAACCACGUGGGUUUCCUCACCAUCGGGGCUGACCUCCACUUUGCCAAAGGGCUGCGAGAGGUGAUUGAGAAGAACCGGCCUGCCAACACCAGGGACCCCCGAGCACCCAGUGCCCCGCCACCCUCCAUGGCAGCUGUCUGAGUCCUCAACCCCGACCCUGGCAGCUGCAUUCAGGACUCCACCGUCUCUCAUCCCCUCCCUCACCCCGUCACAGCCUCUAGUGUCCUCUAACCCCCAGUGCCACAGAGAAGAUGGGGUUUUAAGCUGUACCCAAUUUAAUUCCAUAAUCACAGUCAAUCCAUCAAUUACAGUCCGUCCACCCCUCCC
Molecule: messenger RNA, 1821 nt
Organism: Eubalaena glacialis (North Atlantic right whale)
Lineage: Eukaryota; Metazoa; Chordata; Mammalia; Artiodactyla; Balaenidae
Gene: PLTP
Product: phospholipid transfer protein
Exons: 16
Coding region: 145-1635 (496 amino acids)
Biological process (GO): phospholipid transport; ceramide transport; high-density lipoprotein particle remodeling
Molecular function (GO): phosphatidylcholine binding; phosphatidylethanolamine binding; diacylglycerol binding
Source: RefSeq, a predicted model, not a curated record